Cyphellophora europaea CBS 101466 is the source of this 2583-nucleotide messenger RNA. RefSeq lists its product as uncharacterized. The record is from RefSeq and is a predicted model, not a curated record. The transcript has a single exon. Bases 1 to 2583 code for a protein of 860 amino acids. NCBI's taxonomy places the organism in Eukaryota, Fungi, Ascomycota, Eurotiomycetes, Chaetothyriales, Cyphellophoraceae.
AUGGCUUCCGUAUCCCUCCCUCCGCCUAGCAUGGGAGCCUCCCCAUUCGAUGGGCCGAACGCUCCUUCUUCGCCGUCAAGGCACCGACGAGCACCAUCAAGAACCCCAAAGCCCGAGCGUUUACCUGCCUUUUCGUUCAAUCCUGGCGCCGACACCACACAAGAGUCUGUUGAAAGUGAUGAGAAUCUGUCAGUCGAGGACGAUUCGCGUGACUGUCCUAAGCGAGGACUGCCACCUCCGUUGCCAGACUUCAGCUUCAACCCCGCUGCAAAUCUUCCUUCGGCAGAGCGCGAGGUCAGCCCAACACAUCCCGUCCUUCAAGAGAUGGCCCUCAAUCAGCAGCGCGUCAGCCGGUCCGCCAGGCCAGCACCACUUCCAGCGUUCACUUUUGGAAGCACUACAUCCUCGGGGACACCCAGCCCAACACGCUCAACGUUUCCCGAGUUGCCAGGCUCUUCUGGCAUGGGCCAUCGACGACGAGGCAGCGAAUUUGUCGGGGGCGGCAAAGAAGGAUCACAACUUGUCGGCACAAGUCCAGGAAAGAGCGAUUACCGUCCUCCACCAGUCAGUGGGCCACCGCGUGGUCAUAUGCAUAGAAGAUCCCAAGCAAUCUCGGUUUCCGACAUUGACACGUCGGACCUGAUCAAGACUGCUGCCCUGUCCAAGGCUCGUGUCGGCUCUCAGCCAACCACGCCCUCUGAGCCGGGUUUCACCGUGCCCAAAUACAGUCCUCCAAGACAAUCAUUCUCACAGAGCCAGUCGACACCAUCGUCACCCCAGAGAAGAGAAAGCAUGUCUGGUAUUCGCCCACGUGUCGGCUUCGCUGAUCGUGUGGAUGUCAUUCCGCAACCGCGGCCCCUCUCUCUGAUCUCCUCCGAAACCGAGGGCAGUUGUUCAACGGUACGAGGCCACUCGCUUUCGGGAAGCAUCAAUUCGAUCUAUCCUACAUCAGCAGUAAGCUCCCCAACAAAUUCACGUGUCAUGGACGAUAGUCCACCAAAGCAGCGUCCACAUACAGCCGAUCCCGCGACCCUACUCUCACCCGUUCUAUCGAGGGAAGAAAGGGAAGAAUCGAUGAGCAUGCCCAAGCGACCACUCUCUGCGUCAGGCUCGCCAGCAGUGACGUUGUCCGGAAGCCCGCCAAACAAAAAGAAGCAUUUCUGGUUCAGCCCUUCGGCACAUUCCUCGCCAUCGCCCACGCCAAAGAGUGAGAAAGAGGAUCCACUAGCGGAUAUUCAGGCAUUGCCCAAUCUAGAUCCUAUUGAUCCUCCAAGGCCUCGGACAUCUCCAGAGCGGUGCUCGAGCAUCAAGAAGAAGAAAAAGUAUCACACAUGGACAUCCGGCAUUUUUUCCAGAAAGUCCGCCAAACGCCAUGCGAAGAACAGCAAGCGUGUAGCUACGCCACCUACUCUCGUGCGACGCCCUAGUGAUCGAAUCAACGAGAUCUUCGAUGCCGACGACACCGUUGUGCUUCGUGAGCCCUCGCCUGUUGUGCAACGAGCUCGCCCUAAAUCCAACCCUCUUAUGGGGACAGCACCUUCCUUCUCCGCCCACGUUCCAACGUCGCCUGUUGAAGCGUCGGGGCCGGUGCUUGACCUGGAUGCCGCAAUGACUGACGGGGCUUCCCCUGACACUCCAACCCGAGGGGCUGCAUCACGGAUUGCCAAACUCCAUAGCAGCGAGCGUCGAGGUCAAAUGGAUCCUUUCGGAGCAUUCCACAAGCGAUCCGAGUCGGCUCCGGCGAUGCAGCCCGUGAAUCGGGCAUCAUUUGGUAUGCAGAGAAUGGGUAGUAAUCAGUCUCUGUCGGAGGAAGUGUUCGAUGAGGAAGAAGAGGACAAUUUCCUUGCUGGAAAGACAGGCGACAACAGCAAGAACGAGAAUGUUAGGAGUUCGAACCCGACGCGGCCUGCUGAGCAAGCUACCGCUCUCGAUGGUCUAGGGUUGGCCGUCACAACCGACGAUGUUGUUAUUGUCGACCCGGAAGACGAUGUUCCUGUCGACCCGCAGCGAUCGUCCACCGCGACUAUCGAAGCUCCUGUGAUUUCUGUCGAGACAAAAAGACCGGUUUCUUCUCCGAUGUUCUUUGCCUAUUCGGCACCACAUUCGCACUACGCCUCGUCGACGGAAGGCAGGACAACAUCUGCGUCAAUGAUUUCCUCGCCAGAUGCAGAGCAUGUAUCUUUCGAGAGCUUCCCGAGAAACGCGCGAAAUUUUGGCGAGACGAGUUCGGAAUUCGUGCUACGCGGGUCCAACGAAGACUUGCCAUCGUUGUCAGACAGCAUCUCGAGCAGCGCUCUCCCACGCAUGUCGAGCAGUGCAAACACGCGGUCAUCGAUUGAGCAGCGUGCACACUCGGUAUGCGUUCCGGUAACAUCUCGGUCAAAUCAGCCAGCGUGGAAGCGUGCCAGCCUCGCGAGCUUGAACCGGCUCAUGCCGGGAUCGGCCAAUGGCAGCAAUCUGAAAUUCGAGACUGUGGCGCCUGAAACAACCCCGGCGGAUGAGAAGGAGAAACGGAAAUCGAACCGACUAAGCAAGCUGAUGAAAUUCUGGCGGAUGAAAGAGAAGGGUACCGCUGGUGAAUGA